CCCUCUCCCUUCACCUCCUCCAGCCGCCGCCCGUCGAGCCUGUGCUACUCGCGGUCUCUUCCGCAAUCCAAGCCGUGAGUCCAGACCGGAGUCAGUACGGCCAGUGUCCCCUCCAAUCUCCGAAUCACGUUCAACCAGGCCCCCAAGGCCAGGCCGGACUCGAGCCCCGGGACUCGAGACUGUCGCACGAGCUAGGAAGCCCCAGGACACUGGAGGGGUGAAAUACAAGCACAACGAUCCAGUGAGAGACAGAGAAGGAACAGAAAUCAUUCCACCUAACUGAAGAGAAAAAACAGAUAAGGAAACACCCUGGCCAUGGCCUCAGAGAUCCACAUGCCAGGCCCAGUGUGCCUCAUUGAGAACAUUAAAGGGCAACUGAAGGUUAAUCAGGAAGCAUUGAAGAUCUUGUCUGCCAUCAACCAGCCUCUUGUCGUGGUGGCUAUUGUGGGCCUGUACCGCACAGGCAAAUCCUACCUGAUGAACAAGCUGGCCGGGAAGAAAAAGGGUUUCUCUCUGGGCUCCACAGUGCAAUCUCACACCAAGGGAAUCUGGAUGUGGUGUGUACCUCAUCCCAAGAAAACAAACCACACCCUAGUUCUGCUUGACACCGAGGGUCUAGGAGAUGUGGAGAAGGGUGACAACAAGAAUGACUCCUGGAUCUUUGCCCUGGCAGUCCUCCUGAGCAGCACUUUCGUGUACAACAGCAUGGGAACCAUCAACCAGCAGGCCAUGGACCAACUGCACUAUGUGACAGAGCUGACUGAGCGAAUCAAGGCAAAAUCCACACCUGAUGAAAAUGAGCAUGAGGAUUCGGCUGAUUGUGUGAGCUUGUUUCCGGACUUCGUGUGGACUCUGAGAGAUUUCUCCCUAGAGUUGGAAGCAGAUGGACAAACCAUCACAGCAGACCAGUACCUGGAGAAUUCACUCAAGCUAAGGCAAGGUACCAGUGAAAAAGAUAAAAAUUUUAAUCUGCCCCGACUCUGCAUCCGGAAAUUCUUCCCAAAGAAGAAAUGCUUUAUUUUCGAUCGGCCCACUCAUCGGAAGCAGCUUUCCCAGCUUGAAACACUGCAUGAUGAUGAGCUAGAUUCUGAAUUUGUGCAACAAGUUACAAUCUUCUGCUCCUACAUCUUUAGCCAUUCCAAGACUAAAACUCUUUCAGGAGGCAUCCAAGUCACCGGACCUCGUCUAGAGACUCUAGUACUGACCUAUGUCAAUACCAUCAGCAGCGGGGAUCUGCCCUGCAUGGAGAAUGCAGUCUUGGCUUUGGCCCAGAUAGAAAACAAGGCUGCAGUGCAAAAGGCCAUUGCCCACUAUGACAAGCAGAUGGGUCAGAAGGUGCAGCUGCCCACAGGAACCCUCCAGGAGCUGCUGGACCUGCACAGGGCCAGUGAGAGAGAGGCCAUUGACGUCUUCAUCAGGAGUUCAUUCAAAGAUAUAGAUCAUUUGUUUCAAAAGAAAUUAGCGGACCAGCUGGACAAAAAGCGAGAUGACUUUUGGAAACAGAACCAGAAAGCAUCAUCAGAUCAUUGCUCAGCUUUACUGCAGGAUAUUUUUGGUCCAUUAGAAGAAGAAGUGAAGGAGGGGAUUUAUUCAAAACCAGGGGGAUAUCGUCUCUUUGUUCAGAAGACAGAACAGCUAAAGAAAAAGUACUCGAAGGAACCCAUGAAGGGGAUACAGGCUGAAGAGACACUACAGAAAUACUUGAUAUCCAAGGAGUCUGUAACUGAUACAAUUCUACAAACAGACCAGACCACAGAAAAGGAAAAGGAGAUUGAAGUGGAACGUGUAAAAGCUGAAUCUGCACAGGCUGCAGCAGAAAUGCUGGAGAAAAUGCAAAGGAAGUAUCAGCAGAUGAGGAAACAGAAAGAAAAGAGUUAUCGGGAACAUGUGAAACAACUGACUGAGAAGGUGGAGAGCAACAGAGCCCAGUUGCUGGCAGAGCAAGAGAGGACUCUAGCUCUUAAACUUCAGGAACAGGCCCAGCUGCUCAAGGAAGGAUUCCAAGAUGAGAGCAGACGACUUAAUAAUGAGAUAGAGAAUCUCCGAAAGAAGAUGGAAGCAUAAGAGAGAUGUGUCAUAUGCUAGAGACCUAAAGAAUAGAACUUUACUAUCACUCUUACUCAAGGCAUAAUUCAAGCAAUUUUAAAAUUUGGAACAAAUAUCACUAUACUUGAUAAUAACUGGGUCUUGCAUUUUUCAGUGCACCAAAAAUUUGAAACAUGAAAUCAUGUUCAUAUCCCUAAAGAGAUUUUAAAUUGUGUAACAACGAUGCAUUUAACCUCUACACCAACAGAAGAGAGGGCAUGAGGUGUAACAAGGAUGCAUUUAACCACUAUACCACCCAGGAGAAGUUUAUUCUUCCAUACAGCCACAGUAGACAAGUGGAUACCGAAGAAAAUCUUGGGUAAAUGUCUUGGGAAACAGUUGGGAAUCAGUUUGGUCAAGUAUACAACGGGUCCCAGUGGCAGGGACAACCCAUCCUCACUUCUUAAUGAAGCCAAAGUGCAGUUCCCAUUGGGUCAAGGUUGUGCAGUCUUUGAGCAAUCAUGUGAAUCCUGGGCACCGGCCAUAGACGAUCCUCACUGACGGACUCCAAGCAAAAGCAAACAAUUUUAUAUAUAGAUCUAGAAUCCCUAUAUAAUCCCUAUAAGAAGAUGGAAGAAACCAUUAGUAUGGGUAGGAAUUACGUCACAGAGGAAUGGGCUAAAGAAGGAAACUUUCCCUUCUUGCUCAGUUUGCCCAGAUUCUAACUUUAAUGGGACAUUUUAGAACUUUAGACAGUUGAACACUGGACUAAACAUAGUAACAUGAUAAUUAUGUUUUGUGUAUUCAUAGCAAUGUAUCAUCUGCAAACAUGGACUUUAAGUGGUGAUGGAUGAUGUGUUAGAAAAUUGAGCUAAUUUCAUUAUUUUCUUAUAAUCCCAAAGUUUAGGCUAGUCUUUUCCUAAUUCUUAACAGUCAUGUUUAUUUUCCCUAAAGAGAAUAUGAAUUGUAUUUUUGACACUUUUGACCAAU
Choloepus didactylus (southern two-toed sloth) is the source of this 3015-nucleotide messenger RNA. Its product is annotated as guanylate-binding protein 1-like. Gene Ontology annotation, molecular function: GTP binding; GTPase activity. NCBI's taxonomy places the organism in Eukaryota, Metazoa, Chordata, Mammalia, Pilosa, Megalonychidae. The record is from RefSeq and is a predicted model, not a curated record.